Phascolarctos cinereus (koala) is the source of this 1488-nucleotide messenger RNA. The record is from RefSeq and is a predicted model, not a curated record. Lineage: Eukaryota; Metazoa; Chordata; Mammalia; Diprotodontia; Phascolarctidae.
AUGGAGGUGCUCUGGCUGCUGAUUAUGGCAUUGCAGGGGCCCCUGGCCCAGGGUCAGGAUGCAGCUGCCACCCUCCUGUAUCCCUUCGGCCCCGAGCAUGGAGACCAGAGUGUCCCCAGGGCAGAUGAUGGUUACUCCCCAAAGAUCCUACUCUCUGAACCCUUCAGCUUCUUUGGAAUCACCUACAGAGGCGUCUAUGUGAACACCAAUGGCCUGAUCUCUUUUGAGGAGCCUGUAAACAAAUUCACCCCUCGUGCCUUCCCUCUUGAGGACGGCCAGGCAUUUGUGGCCCCAUUCUGGGCUGAUGUAACCACAGUCGAUAAAGGGCAGGUGUGGUAUCGAGAGAGCCAACAGCCCAGGCUGCUGAGCCGUGCUUCCAGAGAGCUGGCCACUGCCUUUCCUGGCUCCCCAGCAACCAUUCUUCACUCUCUGUUUGUGGCUACCUGGGACCACGUCCCCUUCUACGGGUCCUACACUCACCAGGUGAACACCUUCCAGGCAGUGUUGGCUUUGGGCGCUGGUGCUUCUUAUGUCCUUCUACGUUAUGGGGACAUACAGUGGACAACAGGAGUGAUCAAUGGAGGGAACCCCACCAACGGCCUGGGAGGGACCCCAGCACAGGCUGGUUUGAACAGUGGCACAGCCGGGGACUAUUUCAACCUCCCUGGCUCUAGGACAUCUGCCAUCAUCCACAUAACGUCCACCAGCAAUGUGGGGAUUCCGGGGCUGUGGGCUUUCCGAACAGACAAGUUCACAGUCCCGAGUGGCUGCGUCUACAAGGCCCAAUUCUUGCCCAUUGGUGCCACCUUCUGGAAUAGCAGUACUUGUGGAUACCGGUGCAAAUGCCUAACUGACCAGAAAGUUCAAUGCUGGCCCGGACCAUGCCAGGAGGAACAGCAGUGCCGUGCCUCCUACCCCUUCUUCUACUGCCAGGCCCACCAAGGGCCCUUGUGCCAGCUGGGGCCCGAUGGGCACCUGCGUACAUUCUCUGGGCACCUGCUGCGCCUCCAGCCCUGCACAUACAUACUGGCCCAGGCCCCUGGCAAUGUGACUGGCUUCCAAGUCAAGGUGGAGAGCAGAGGGAUGAGCCAGACAUCAAGGUUCCAGCUGCGGCUCCUGGCCCAUGGCCAGGAGAUCAUGGUGCCAGCUGGCACAGUGGGUCAUGUGUUGGUGAAUGGCCGCCGUUUCCCCAUGCCCGUACAGCUGCUCCAGGGGAACCUCACUGCCCACGUCAGUGGCUUUGCCACUUACCUCACUACCAACUUUGGCCUGGAGCUGUGGGUGCAAGACGGGCACCUAGCGCUCACUGUGCCGGCUACCCUGGGCAGCACUGUGCAGGGACUGUGUGGGGCAGAGGCUUUGACCCCUUUAGGGACCCCACAGGGGGAGCCCACCCUUUUGGUUACCAGAUGGCAAACAGUCGAGACAUGUGGACGUGGACCCCCGAGCUGUCCCCCAGAUCAGGCCUUUUGUGGAAAGCUGUGCUGA